Messenger RNA from Pleuronectes platessa (European plaice), 4496 nucleotides. RefSeq names its product KIAA0319 ortholog. Lineage: Eukaryota; Metazoa; Chordata; Actinopteri; Pleuronectiformes; Pleuronectidae. The transcript has 15 exons. The coding region runs from base 1 to 2367 and encodes 788 amino acids. Gene Ontology annotation, cellular component: plasma membrane; cytoplasmic vesicle. The record is from RefSeq and is a predicted model, not a curated record.
AUGACGGAGAAGACGCUGCUGCUGCUGCUGCUUCACUCUGUCGACGCUGUCAUGGCGUCUCAGUGCUGGCAGGGGGCGACCUUCUCUCAGGCGGUGGUGUCUCCGGCAGUGGAGAGCAGCGGCAUCCUGCGGAUACCCGGCGUGUUGACGUUGCCGCAGUGCGUGGCAGCGUGCUGCGACCUGCCGGGUUACAAUCUGGCCUGGCUGUUCCAGGGACGCUGCUAUAUCCUGAUCUGCCAGCAGAGGGAGAACUGCCAGCCGCGAGAGAGACCAGGGGCCGACUCGGUCUUGGCCUUCCUGCGGAGGGCGCCACCUGAGACACUGGUGCUUCAGUCACUGGUUAGAGGGGAGCCGUACAGCGGCCGCUGGGGGCCCCUGUCACAGCCCUCUGAGACCCCCGGGGACCUGGAGGCCCUGAAGGACCUGGCUCUCUUUGACAGGCCCCGGCAGGACUUCUCUGGCCCUGCGAUGCCGGACCUGGAGGGUUCCGAGGGAAGCCAGGAGGAGAAGGCAGGCGGGGGUUCAGAGGCCGAAACGUCGACUCAUCAUUCGUCUCUGAAGGGAAGAGACAGAUUCAACCAAUCAGAAGCCGACAACGGUCCAGAGAGGACUGAGAGCACAGACAUGUCGCUGGGGGACAUCAGCCGAGGGGACGAGGACAGAACCAGGAGGCCGACGGAUCCUUCAGAGAAAACCACCAAAACACAAGGUGGCACUGUUUCUCCAUCAACCUCUGACUCCACCCAUCAAGACCAUUCAAGGACCUCAGCUCCACCCCCGACCACAGCUCAUUGGCCGAGCAGCACACCCACACAGACGGAUCGAUCCCCGACGCCGCCGCUCACGUUGUCUACAGCUUCACCUGGACGCACAACCGAUGUCGUGAUGACAUCAGCAGCUGCAGCUCCGCCAACCAUGCCCCACCCCCCAUCCAUAACCUCUGACCCCCCGACCGCCACCUCCCCUCUCAGCACCAGCCCUGCCCCCCCAACCACGACCCCCCUCGCUGCUGAGUCUGUGUCGGAGGUCGUGGGGUCAAACCGCGGCCCGGUGGCGGUUGUAGGUCCUGACAGGAAGUUGUUCCUCCCGCUGGGCAGCUUGUUGCUCGAUGGCAGCGGCAGCACGGACGACCACGGCAUCGUCAGCUACCACUGGGACGCCAUCAGCGGUCCUCCUGGGUUCCGGCUGGAGGACGUGGACCGGGCAGCAGCUACAGCAACAGGUCUCCGGGUGGGGUGCUACACCUUCCGACUGACUGUCUCUGACCAGCAGGGGGCGACAGACAGCGCCUCAGUGACCUUCAGGGUGGAGGAGGCCGCUCGUCUUCCUCCGGUCGCUCACGCCAGCGGCAGCCACACGUUGACUCUGCCCAACAACUCGCUCGUCCUGCGAGGAUCCGUCAGCGCCGGGGACCAGACCCGGGUCCAGUACCUCUGGGUCAGAGACAGCCAGAGUCCUGCUGCUGGGGACGUCCUGUACGGCUCGGAGACCCAAGCCGCUCUGUACCUGGCCAACCUGGUGGAGGGGACCUACCUGUUCCAGCUGAGGGUGGCCGACGCCCAGGGACGCUCCAGCUCGGCCACGGCCACGGUGGAGGUCCGACCAGACCCGGGCGGGGGGGAGGAGGUGGAGCUGGAGAUGCUGGUGUCAGUGUCUCAGGUGAGUUUGUCUCAGAGGGACACGGUCGUCCGGCAGCUCGCCGCUCUGCUGCACGUCCUGGACGGGGACAUCCAGGUCCGAGGGCUGCAGGGACACUCCCACCUCAGCUCGGUGCUCCGGCUCUCGGUGGGGGGCCCCCAGGGGGCGCUCUCUGGCUCCAGGCUAGUGGGUCUGUUGAGGAACCAGCUGCUCAGAGACAAGAGCGACUACCUGCUGUUCAGAGUCCUGAGAGUCGACACCGUGUUGUGUCUGCUCCACUGCUCGGGGCGGGGUCAGUGCGACCCGGUCACUAAGUUCUGCUCAUGUGACCCGUUCUGGACGGAGAACCUGAUUCGCCUUUACCUCGGUGACGGAGAGAGCAACUGUGAGUGGAGGGUUCUGUACGUCAUCCUGACCAGUUUCCUGCUCAUGGGCGUCAUCCUGUCCAUCAGCUGGACCUUCAUCUGCUGCUGCAAGAGCAGGAGACAGACCAAAGUGAGGAGGAAAACCAAGUACACCAUCCUGGACAACAUGGACGACCAGGAGAGGAUGGAGCUCCGACCCAAGUUCAGCAUCAAACACCGGAGCACCGAGCACAACUCCAGCCUGAUGAUGUCCGAGUCGGAGCUGGACAGCGACCAGGACACCAUCUUCAGCCGGGACCGACCCGUCCAGAGCAGGAACCAGCUCAGCGCUCAGGCCCAUCGCAACGGAAACGUCUUGGGAUGACGGGAUCACGACCUCGGAGGAGCCGUCCAGGAGGUUUGCUCUCUGGCGGCCCCAAGUGGUGAGAGAGAGAUGAGGCUUCUCAUAGCUGGACGAGCUGAAUCCUCGUUAGUGAAAUCAGUGAAAUGAGCGUCAGGGUCGGACAAACCUGCCACUUCCUAAACACAAAGGACCUAAAGGCCUUCCAACAGAAUUAUCUCAUUAGCUAACAAGCUAAACGAAGCUAACGCGAGCUUCAUUUAUUGUUUCAUCUCAAUAGUAACUUGUUAAACGAUUAGCAUCAAUCACGUCCAUCCAGCUGCCCCCUGCUGGACACAGACUAAACAUUCAGUAUCCAUAAGAAGUCUGCACUAUGUUCAGCCUAGCUUAGCACUUUGUCGACUGACGACCUCAAAUAACACAAAAACACAGUUUAUUUAUUUCAUUGUCUUUUUAAGUUGUCCUCCAUGUUGCACCUAGCUUAGCACAGGAACGUAAACCAAAGGGCGGCGGUUAGCCACAGUCCGAAGGAAGGAAGGUCCAAUCGGAGGAAGAUGUGCUGAAGGUUUAUUUAACAGAGCAGAAUCAUCUGAGGCAGUGGAGCGGUUUAUAAGUUUACAUUUUUAAGAUGUUUUAAGAUGUUUAAAUGUCUUGUUUUGUCUGAAUAGAACGAAAGUUUCUUAAAUUGAAUCUGUACAAUCAUUCCUUUUGAGAUUGUCUCUUUGAGUUUAGGAAAUCUUUAUAAACGUAAUGAUCCUUUUAAGCCAAAUAUAAGAAAAUCAGUCUUACCCGGUUCAUUAACAAAAUAGACUGAAAACUGGAUUCUUUCUAAUUCAAUGAAUGAAAAUCUCCUGUUGGUCAAAGCUGAGAAAACGAUGAAGCUCCUGAUGAAGAUCGUUACGACCGGGACGCUGUAAAAAAAACACUCAGUCUUUGUCCAAUACUUUACUUCUGGUAUUUAUUUGCUCACCACAGUGUCAGUCACUUCCAAUAAGGUUUGUAGAACUUCACGAGACUCAUUAUGGCUCAAACAGAACUGCUGCAGGUUGUCACCAGGAAUCUUAAAUCUGAUCUAUUAAUUUAUCUCUAUACAGAAAAACACUGACAUUGAUUUUGAGCUAGAAACUGGAUCCAUGCAGAUGAUUCGUCCUCCACAUUAGCCACGUAUUCAACAUUUAUAUUCAACAUUUCAUUUUACACAAACAGAUCUUUAACAGAUGCAUAAACUACAUUUUGAACUAAAGGUCCAAACAUUAAACUAAUGAUAUUAAAUGCUAAUGUUUUCCUAUUUAUUAUAUAUCAGCAUAUUAAAGGAUUUUAAUCACUAAAAAAACAGUUUUCACUGAAAUAAAUCCUACAACAGAACUUGAGGAAGAUCAACACCAACAAAACGAUUUAAGGUUUAGAGUAUUUAGUUUUAUCAGUAGCACAACAAAAUGUCUGUGUUACACAGGAGGUUCACUUUGUGGAAAACAGAUGUUUUCUAGGAAGGUGAUGGAGAAGAUGCAGAUCUGCUGACGUAACCUUCAUCAACGUUUUCAACUAAACCCCGCCCCCAAACUGUCUCUCUCCAAUCACAGCUUAGCACCUGUCACCAGUGACUGUUAGCAGGCCGGCUAACUAGCAGCAGCAACUAGUUUGUGGGAACCAGAACCAAGAAGUUAAACCCAGAGACGACUUUGUCUUCACUGUUCAAACGUUUAUUACUUUUGCUGCUUUGUUUCUUAUUGUAUGUAUUUCUGUUUUACAAUCUGUAAAUAGUUGUUCCUUUACUGUAUAUUUGUAUAUUUGUAUCGUUAAAGCUCUCUCGCUCUCAGUGGCUUUCCCUCUGUAUAAAUAAAGGUUUCAAUGAAUCAAUAAUAUAUUGGCACAUACAAUUUCUUCCAAUAAAAUAAUUUUAACAUUUAUUUUACAGGACUUUUACAAAAAACUAAACGGUGACGCGUAUGUAAAGUUACCGAGGGGGGCGGGGCUUAUCCACAACGGGAGGCUACAGCUCCUCCUACUGGCUAGAGUAGUAAAAUAUUGUUAUUUCAAAAUAGGACCCUGAAUGAACUCCUCCUGUUUUGAUUGGUGGAUCGUGAUUAUGGCACAAAGUCAUCCAAUCAGAACUGAAUAUCACCCCUGAUCAAAACAUCAUUAACUGCAAAAGA